Messenger RNA from Pseudopodoces humilis (Tibetan ground-tit), 1080 nucleotides. The record is from RefSeq and is a predicted model, not a curated record. NCBI's taxonomy places the organism in Eukaryota, Metazoa, Chordata, Aves, Passeriformes, Paridae.
GGUCAGGAUAUGACCCAGAUUAUAAUAAGGGCCAAGGGGUCUGUUCUCAUUUAUGUUUAAUCUGCCAGGGUUCUGUAAACGGUCUGGACCUGCAUUAGUGGAAUCCUUGAGUUAAUCAGGUUUUGGCUUGGGCAUUUCACUUCUUAUUGGCCACUACAGCUUUCCAGAGAGCUCCAAGAAGAAAAUGGCAUAACCUUAUCUUGAGAUUCUCUUUCUUGGAAGAUGGAUAUGCCCUAACUCAAUCUCCCUCUGUCACUCCUGCAUUUUUUUAAGAAAGGAGCUUUGAAGAGGAAUAAUGAGGUUCACAUGUGUAACAGUCUGCUGGCAGAAACACAUUUUCGGGACCAGUUCCAGCUGAAAAAGCUCAAGUUCCUGCAGAAUCACACCUGCUUGGACAGACAAGCCCUGGAGCAGUUUGUACAGGUAAGAAGAAAGGCAUGGGAAAAAGGAGUCAACCAAGAAGGAAACACUACAAAUUCCAGUAACUGGGACUUUAGCAACUCCUUUUUUGCAGGAACUGUUGUCACCACUAUAGGUUAUGGUCACCUGUCCACCAGCACAGUGACAGGGCAGACCUGUGUGUUUUAUGCCUUAUUUGGAGAGCCCCUCAACCUGGUCUUCCUUAAUCAGCUGGAGAAAUCUCUCAAUGCUCAUCUGCUUACCCUGGAAAGAGGGGUUCGAAAGUGAGGGCGUGCCCAGGUGGUUCAAACACUGGCAGUCGCCAUCUUCCUGACCACUUGCUUUUUCCUGGUGUUCCCACCAUUAGUUUUCAGUUAUGUAGAAGGCUGGAGCUACUGAGAAGGCUUUUACUUCACCUUCAUCACCCUGAGUACCAUUGGAUUUGUGGACUAUGUAGCAGACACAAAUCCCAACAAGCACUAUAUCCCCAUGUAUAGGAGCCUAACUGCAAUAUGGAGUGUUUUUGGCUUGGCCUGGCUGGCUCUGGUCAGUGUGGGAGCUGACUUGAUGGAAAGAUACCUUCAGCUAAAGUGGCACAAGUCUGACUUAAGCUUGGCAGAAGGAGACGCUACCAAAUUGGAAGAUGAACCUGAGCAGCCUAGAAUCCAUAUCCCUAGCUGA